AGCCAAGCACUCCUGAUGACAUUUAUUUAUUUAUCUCUUUGUUUAUCUCAAGUCCGGCUAGAGCUGUGCAUCUUCUAUUCAAACCAGUUCUUAUUUUUUAAGACAUCUUUUUUGUUUUUUAAAUCCAUGAACAAAGCAGCAGGCAGGGAAGGUGUUACACAUCUGGAUCAUACCAUCGCAGCGGGUCGUGCUACUCGGCCCCACUACAGACAUGAGGAUUUCUCAUUCCGCUGCGCAUAAAUGAUGAAAACACUACGGGACUGCCACGCUUGAUCUUUGCAUAAACCCAGAUGCCUCCCCUCCCUCUUGAUGAGCGCAUAGUUGUCAUUCAGCGUCCAAAACACUUAGCCCUGUGUGAGGCUUCCCCACAAACCAUCCCGCAUCACUCCUCUCAAAUAUCAGCCUCUUCCAAUGGACACCCUCCUCAUCUCCACCCAUCGCAGUCCCAUUUCUAUCCUCCCUCCUGUAAAUCUCUGACUCUGGAAUGCAAGCGCAGAUCCUCUCGUGUGCAGAAAUUCAAGAGCGACCAACCUGUCAUCCCAGCAGGUGCCAGACACAUCCCUAGCCACUGCCACAGCAAUGGCACAGUAACUCUCUGCCCACGGCUGCCUUCCCACACACAUACUAUUGAUAUCAGGUUGUCAGUGGACAAAGGAGGACGAGGAGGAGGAAACAGCAACUCGUUAGGACGCAGCGGAAGUGUAAAAGGUGGCAGAGGGAAAGGUGUCUCUUCACAGUUGGAUCAAGGACAAUGUGAGAGAAGAGCUGGAACUGCAGGGAGGCCAGGUGGUGCUGAACACAAGUCACAGCGAAGUCGUCAUAGUCAGCUGUCAUCUUCGCCCGGAGGCGUCCUGCAGUUUGUGCCAGCUCAGGCGCAGCAGCAUCGCUUCAGGAGUGAAAAGGAAAACACUAGUUUUCUUAACAGAAGCGAACAGGAAUUUCCCUCCUUAAGUCACAAGAAAAAUUCCAAACUGGGAACUGUCCAUCAAAGCCAUAACAGUCACAGUCUGCCCUACCACCAAAACUCCGUCCCUGUGCCCCAUGCUUCCAUCCUAAACGCCAACUAUCCUUCGUCCCCUCCCUCCCAAUCCACCCAUGUCCCAGUCCCAUUCCAGCAGCUCAACCAGCCACACCCGUCCCGCGCCAGGGAUCUCCGCCCUCACAUUCUUCAUGGUCUACCCCUCUCCCCAUGCUCCUCCCACGCCGGAGGGUUCCCCAGCCCUGACCACACCUGCACCAUCGACUGCACCCACCCAUUCAGCUGCGGCUGCUGGAGGUUGGUAAGAUGCAGAGGGUGUAAGGGCCACUCUGCUAGCUGCCAAGGAGGUGGAGGAAGCUCUUCCACCUCGUUCUCCUGUGUUCAUAAUGUCGGAGCAGUGAAGAGAGGAGGCAAAGACAUGGGCCUGAGAAAUCUGGGUGGGUGUCUCUCCACCGCCUCCACCUCCAACACCUCCUCUUCUAACAGCACUGUGUCUGACUGCCGAGCAAGCCUCUUCAAACCUCUCCGCUGUGCCUCCUGCUCUGGCGAGGCCGGAAACUUCGAGAGUCCUGCUAUCCUUCGCAAAAAACUGGUAGGAGGAUGCCUGCCCUGUACCCCUCUGUCCUCCUCUGCCCCCCUCCGGGCCAUACAGAGCUGUGUGACAGGCUGCAACCCCAAAGCCUCUCAGACAGGAAGCUCCACCUGCAGCUACUGCAGCAGCGACCCCAUAGUGGUGACAUUUAACCCUCGCAGAGGCAAACCUCCGGGAAGAGGCAUCGGAGCAGCUCAUCCCAUGGGUAUGUUUCAAGCUGAUGAUGAUGACUACAGCGUGCGUACUAUCUGGCCUGCAGAACUGGCCAAGAAGAUGACCCAUUCUAAAGCCCAAAAGAAUCACUGUGCGGGGAUGGGAGUGGGAGUUGGGAAGACCUGUGCAACCCAGGCCAAAAAUGGCAGCAACGGAACAGGCCUUGCCCUACUGGACUGUCAAAACCUCCAGGAAUAUGCGCAGUCUCAUCUAACAGACCGCGCUGGCCGACGGCGGCUUCAGCAAGGAAAAAUGGCUGCCCUUGAUUUUAUGGCCCGCACGUCAGGAUCUGGGUACGACGAAGGACGGAAUUCACUGAAGAGGCUGUUGAAUAAAGCCGAAGAUGGAGGAGCUGAGCAAGACGGAGAUGUAGCAUAUCCACGUUCCCCCUCUCCCCGCUCUGUCUCUCCAUCGUCACCUUUGUCAUUCUCGCCUCCACCGUCUGCCCCUACAACACUCAUCAAACCCAAGCCCUGGCAGAGAGAAAGGGAGGGAGGACAUUCCUUGCCGUCGGCUCAGUCACUUCACCUGGCCCUCAACUCCCUGAACAGAGAGCAAGAUGAGGAGAACAGCAGAAUGCACCUCUCUCUGCCGCUCUCAUCUUCUUUGCCGGCUUCUCUGUCCGAUGAGUCUCUGAUGACUCCAGAUGCAGAGAACGCCGUGGUCAGUCCCAUCCUGCCCUUCCUGUUUCUGGGGAACGAGAGAGACGCCCAGGACCUUGACCUGCUGCUGCGCCUCAACAUCGGCUACGUGGUCAACGUGACAACACACCUGCCCCUCUAUCACGUCAACUCCGGACUGCGCUACAAAAGGCUGCCGGCCACAGACAACAGCAAGCAAAACCUUCGACAAUACUUUGAGGAGGUUUUUGAGUUCAUUGAGGAGGCAUAUCAGAGUGGACAGGGAGUGUUGGUACACUGCCAGGCAGGCGUGUCCCGUUCUGCAACCAUUGUCAUUGCCUACCUUAUGAAGCACACCCUCAUGACAAUGACAGAUGCCUACAAAUACGUCCGGAGCCGUCGUCCAGUGGUGUCCCCGAAUCUAAACUUCAUGGGCCAGCUUUUGGAGUUCGAGAGGGACCUCAACUCCGGUGUUACUCCUCGUAUUCUGAUGCCUAAACUUAACGGUGUGGAGACGCAGAGACUGAAACCUGAGAGAUUUCAGUUGGCCCCAAUUUCCUACAGGCACAGAUAUGGUUUGAUCCACCCCUAUAAGAAAACCUCACCAGUGUCCUCCCCCUCCCUCUGUCUGGCAGGCACCAAUCACUGCUGUGGGGAUACCACCAAACGUAAGCUUACAGAGGGUCACAGAGCAGCAGAAAAAGAGAGGAAAAAAAGAAAGAGAAGAGGGGGGAAGAUUGCACCUGAAGAGGACAAUAAAACGGGAGACACCCCAGUGAACAGCACCAUGAGCGUCGGACAAGCCAGGAAGUUGGUGGAGCAACUGAAGAUAGAGGCCAGUUUCUGCAGGAUAAAGGUAUCAAAGGCAGCGGCUGACUUGAUGGCGUACUGCGACGCACACUCCUGUGACGACCCCCUGAUCACCCCCGUGCCCACCUCAGAGAAUCCUUUCAGGGAGAAGAAAUUCUUCUGCGCUCUGCUUUGAGACCAAUCAGGGAUUGUUGUGAUUAACAGUACAACUGUACAGUAUGUACAUGUAUGUACAGUGUGUACAUGUACUUCUGAUCUAAAUAAGACAUCAAUGUACUAUAGUAACCUUGCAUAAAAAGCUGCCGAUGUACAGUACACGAUCAACUACAAAACGUUUUGAACUAAAUUCUUAAACUGCAGUCUUAAUGUUAGAGCAGAAUAACAAAAAGAUCUUGAAACAAAACCUAAACAUUCAAUCAAUAAAGCGUCAGAGUGAUCAUUAUCAAUAGAAAAGGAGAAAACUAAUUUAAGAACAGCUAUCAUAUGGUUGAAAACACAUUUCAUGCUCAUAUAUUUACAGGUAACUGCCAAACAAGAAACUGUCUCAGCAUCAAGUGUCUUAACUUACAGGCUCCACCAGUCGCAGGAAAAGACUUGAAAUGGAUUCUGCAGCAUUUUACACUUAACUGGGAGGCUAAAUUCCCACAUUAGAUCUUUGGAUUGUGGCGGUGCUACAUGUCUCAGAUGCUACUCUGAUAGGUCAGGGCUGUCAGUUCUCCCAAUAAAAAUUGUCCAUACAUUUGAGAUCUGGCAACUGAGGAAAAAAACCUAUGUUAGGUAAAGGUAUGUCCACCCUUAUUCAGAUUAGACAUGCUUUACACACGUAGAGAGCAGUAGGAUUCAGUGUUCAGUCUUCAUCAACAUUCAGAGCUACAUCCCAGUUAUCGUCAAUAUAUUUUGUAUUCCUCAGUCACUUUCCUCUGUUUUGGCAGUAACUUGUUUGUACCAAGAAAAACCACUGUCUAUCAGUGGAUCAUUUAAUCCAUUUAUUUCAAGGUUUUAGCAUCUUGCUCAUUUCUAUACUGUUGCUGUAGUGUGGAUGUGGAAGUGUGUGUGUAUGCAUAGGUGCUACUGUGAAACUUAAGCAACAAUUCUGAGCAUAUGAUCACUGUCAAAUCAAGAUUUUAUAGUUCAAUAGCACAUAGACCCAAAAAAAAACAUUCCAAGGGUUAUGGACAUUUAAGAUAUAAUCUAAGCCAUUAAAGCAGAAUCAGAUAUUGGAUUGUUAUGAGUCCGUCACAUGAACAAUUUUAUAUUUCUUUGAGGCAAAAAAUAAACACAGCAGUUAUAAUGUACUUUUAAAGAAAAGUGUACAUCGCCAUUUCAGGUCUGAGAGGUUCUCCAGAGCAGAGGGGUCCUUCUCUACUCAUUCAUGUGAAGCGAGGACUGAUGUGAAUGACUUGGGAAUUUCGUUUUUUAAUUAAAAGGUGUCACUUUCUCUGUGGUUAUUUCACCAUCUACAGUACAAGCAAUGGUUUACUUUUGUUAAAUCAUAUUCCAAAAGAUUAAAUAAAACCGCUCUCCUUUGGAGUUCCCUUGGACAUGAUCCCAUCUCAUGAACUCCAUGGCAUCUAAAACGUGACAAACUUUUGGGAGCCCCUGCUCUGGACUAUUUAAAAAAUUGAGCCAAUGUAUUUUCAAUAUCUUACAAAUAUCAAAUUUGGAGCUUCGGCGAAAGAGUAACCAUGGAAUAUCAAGUAUUGAAAUAAAACCUCCUGUUAUCAAA
Centropristis striata (black sea bass) is the source of this 4940-nucleotide messenger RNA. RefSeq lists its product as uncharacterized. The record is from RefSeq and is a predicted model, not a curated record. Gene Ontology annotation, cellular component: cytoplasm; cytosol; heterotrimeric G-protein complex. Gene Ontology annotation, biological process: G protein-coupled receptor signaling pathway; negative regulation of JUN kinase activity; protein dephosphorylation. Gene Ontology annotation, molecular function: G-protein beta-subunit binding; MAP kinase tyrosine/serine/threonine phosphatase activity; protein tyrosine/threonine phosphatase activity. The coding region runs from base 291 to 3389 and encodes 1032 amino acids. Lineage: Eukaryota; Metazoa; Chordata; Actinopteri; Perciformes; Serranidae. The transcript is spliced from 8 exons.